GUACUAGUACCAGACUGCCAGCAGUAAUCAAUGAAGCGAGAAACAGUAUCUCAGGAGCUUGAUUCAGAACUGUUCUUCCUCCCCUUUUUCUCACGCUAAACAAAUACUUCAUCAACUUUAUCUUGUUGCUUGUUUUUCUUAGAAUACGCUAAACUUUCUUGAUCCAAUCAAUCUCAUGCCGCCAUCUUGUUAGUCGAGAAAGAAGGGGGGAAAUGGGGACUAGAUUCUUCCUUAUAUUUCUCUCUCUGGGCCUUCUUCUUCUCAUGCUCAUGGAUGGCAUCCCUGCUCAGAGACCAGGUUUUGUAAGUCUAGAUUGUGGUGGUAACGAUAACUUCAGAGAUGAGCUCGGUCUUGAGUGGACUCCAGAUUCUCAAAUGGUGAAUGGAGAAUUGGCUAAUAUAUCUGUUGCAAAUGAGACAAGGUUACAAUACCAGACGUUGAGAUAUUUCCCAGCAGAUGACAGAAAGUAUUGCUACUCACUUAAUGUCACUGUGAGGACCAGAUAUCUUGUAAGGGCAACUUUCUUAUACGGAAACUUUGAUAACAACAAUGUAUAUCCGAAGUUUGACAUCUCUCUUGGGGCUACCCAUUGGGCUACAAUAGUUAUUUCUGAUGCUAGUACAAUAGAGUACCAAGAGUUGAUAUUUCUGGCCACUGAUCCCAGGAUAAGUGUCUGCUUAUCAAAUGCCACCACUGGGCAGCCAUUCAUCUCGACACUUGAGCUUCGACAAUUUAAUGGCUCAAUGUAUCUGACUCCAAGCGAAAAUAGUAACUUUCUAAGUGUCUCCGCAAGAAUAAAUUUUGGUGCUGAUAGUGAUGCUCCUAUCAGGUAUCCUGAUGACCCAUUUGAUAGGUUAUGGGCAUCAGACACCAUUAAGAAAGCAAAUUACCUUGUUGAUGUUGCUGAUGGAACUGAAAAAGUGUCGACCACAAAGCCAAUUUAUGUAGGCUCAACCGAAUUGCCUCCUCAAAAAGUAAUGCAGACAGCUGUAGUUGGCAGGAAUGGUUCAUUAACAUACCGCCUGAACCUGGAUGGCUUCCCUGGUUUUGGUUGGGCAUAUACCUAUUUCGCAGAGAUUGAGGACUUGGGCCCUCGUGACACUAGGAAAUUCAGGCUAGUACUCCCUGGAUAUCCUGAUAUUAGCAAGGCAGUUGUUGAUAUCCAAGAGAAUGCCCAUGGGAAAUAUCGUGUUUACGAGCCUGGAUAUGACAACCUGUCGUUCCCCUUUGUGCUAUCUUUUAGAUUUGGGAAGACAUCGGAUUCUACAAUGGGUCCUCUCUUGAAUGCAAUGGAAAUAAACAAAUAUCUGGAGAGAAAUGAUGGCUCCUUGGAUGGACCCGUAAUUGCUGGUUUCAUUUCACGUUUUGCAUCAUUACUGUGGGCGCAAGAGGGUGGCGAUCCAUGCUUGCCAGUUCCAUGGUCCUGGCUCCAAUGUGACUCAAGUCCCCGCCCAAGGAUUACAUCAAUAAAAUUGUCUGGUAAAAAUCUGACUGGAGGUAUUCCAUCAGAGUUUACGAGGCUGAGCAGUUUAACUGAACUAUGGCUUGAUGGGAAUUCACUGACCGGUCCAAUACCUGAUUUUAGUGGGUGCCCAAACUUGCAGAUAAUACAUCUCGAGAACAAUCAGUUGACUGGAGAGCUGCCUUCCUCUAUAGCAGUCCUUCCGAAUUUAAGAGACCUGUACGUGCAGAACAACAUGUUAUCUGGGGACAUACCAUCUGCUCUCCUUGAUAAGGAUCUGAAUUUCAACUAUACGGGAAAUAUUAAUCUCCGUAAAGGGAGCAGUGGAAGGAGUCGUAAGAAAAUAAUUAUCGGAUCAUCAGUUGGUGCUGCUGUUCUUCUUAUUGCUACAAUCGCUUCUUGCAUAUUAAUAAAGAAGGGAAAGAAAAGCCGCCCUAAGCAAGGCAAAUUUGAACAAGUUUUACCUCCUCAAAGACUCGUCUCUACCUUGGAUGGCACAGCAACAGAAGCGGCACAUUGCUUUACAUUAUCUGAGAUCGAAGAGGCCACUAGGAAUUUUGAGAAAAAGGUUGGCUCAGGAGGCUUUGGGGUCGUAUACUAUGGAAAAUUGAAAGAUGGAAGGGAAAUUGCAGUCAAAGUUCUUACGAAUAAUUCUUUUCAGGGAAAGCGAGAGUUUUCGAACGAGGUGUCUCUUCUUUCUAGGAUACAUCACAGAAAUCUUGUACAGUUUCUUGGAUAUUGCCAGGAAGAUGGGAAAAGUGUUCUUGUUUAUGAGUUCAUGCAUAGCGGGACACUUAAGGAACAUCUUUAUGGCCCGCAAAUACGUGAUCGAAGUAUCAACUGGAUCAAGCGUUUAGAGAUUGCUGAAGAUUCUGCGAAAGGGAUUGAGUACCUUCAUACUGGAUGUGUCCCGUCCAUCAUCCACAGAGAUCUGAAAACCAGCAAUAUUCUUCUUGACACGAACAUGAGAGCAAAGGUUUCGGAUUUUGGUCUCUCGAAGAUUGCAGUAGAUGGUACUUCUCACGUUUCAAGCAUAGUCCGGGGAACUGUAGGGUACCUGGAUCCCGAGUACUAUAUAUCGCAGCAGUUGACAGACAAAAGCGACGUCUACAGUUUUGGAGUCAUUCUCCUGGAGCUAAUAUCCGGUCAAGAAGCAAUCUCCAACGAAAAGUUUGGUGUUAACUGCCGCAACAUAGUCCAAUGGGCAAAACUGCAUAUCGAGAGCGGGGAUAUUCAAGGCAUCAUCGACCCCGCCUUGCGAAAUGAGUACGACAUCCAGUCCAUGUGGAAGAUAGCCGAGAAAGCCCUGAUGUGCGUGCAGCCCCACGGGAGCAUGAGGCCCUCCAUCUCGGAAGUUAUCAAGGAAAUCCAGGACGCCCUCGCCAUUGAACGAGGAGCAGAAGUGGUAAGGGAAGGUAGUUCGGAUGAUAUAUCUAAGCAUUCCGUGCAUUCAUCCCUGAACCUGGGCUCCAUUGAUCUUGGCGUGGGCGAGCAUUACCUCUCCAUUGAUGAAUCCAUCGCUCGCCCAACUCCUCGUUAGAUCUUCGUUUCGUAUAUAUAUCAAUCAGUAGGUUGGAUCUUGUUCAUACAUUGGUUUUCUGUUUCGUUUUUCUUGAUGUUGCAUUCUUGCCCAAUUCUUUUUGGCUGCAAAUUAGCAGAAUUGUUAAUCCUUUUCUGAGUAUAUAUUUGACUCCAUUGUUAUGCUACUCUCCCCGUCAAGCUAACAUCUUAUCUUACUUGACAUGAUGAGAUUUUAAUGGAGAAUAUCUUUUGAUGUCCUCA
Messenger RNA from Ipomoea triloba (trilobed morning glory), 3244 nucleotides. RefSeq names its product probable LRR receptor-like serine/threonine-protein kinase At1g67720. The record is from RefSeq and is a predicted model, not a curated record. Gene Ontology annotation, molecular function: ATP binding; protein binding; protein kinase activity. Gene Ontology annotation, biological process: protein phosphorylation. Lineage: Eukaryota; Viridiplantae; Streptophyta; Magnoliopsida; Solanales; Convolvulaceae. The transcript is spliced from 15 exons. The coding region runs from base 213 to 3002 and encodes 929 amino acids.